AUGGGCUCAGCAACAAAUCAGGCCGACACGGUCGCAUUCUGGCGCAGCCUGUGGUCAGAGCCCGUAAACCACAACGAGGGCCCUUGGACAGAAGUUGCGGCGAGUCAGUGUGCGGGUAUUACGCCCAUGGACCCCGUCAUCAUAACGCCGGAUGACGUAGCUGAGGCGGUCCGUAGGGCCCCGAACUGGAAAAGUCCGGGGCUUGACGGGCUGCAUAACUACUGGCUGAAGGGGUUCAUGGUGUGUCACGCUGUGCUCGCCCGACAGUUUCAAGAGGCUCUCAACUAG
This is a messenger RNA of Parnassius apollo (apollo), 288 nucleotides long. The record is from the annotation of a GenBank genome assembly. NCBI's taxonomy places the organism in Eukaryota, Metazoa, Arthropoda, Insecta, Lepidoptera, Papilionidae.